GGAAGGGGAAAUGAAUAACCGAGUCCUCUUGCUUGUAGUUGGCACCACCAUUCGCACUAAUCGCUGCUUCUUCCCACACCGCUUCUUCACUUGCAGGACCAUUCAUAUGGAAACCCAUAAGGUUGAGGUGGUGGUGGCCGACCCUCACCUGUUGGAUGCCAAAGUUGCCGCUAUUCGGAAUGCGGGUCCCCCCAAACUUAAGGUUAUAGCAGAUUUUGAUGCCACACUGACCAAGUACAGGGUCAAUGGCUGUCGGGGACAAAGCAGUCAUGGUCUUUUGCAACAGGAGAAUCCUGAAUAUGAUAACAAGAGGCGUCAGUUAUACGAAUACUAUCAUCCGUUAGAGUUUUCCCCAACUAUUCCAAUUCAGCAGAAAACUCUGCUUAUGGAAGAAUGGUGGGGAAAAACUCAUUCUCUUUUGGUUGAAGGAGGCGUUACGUAUGAUGGGAUAAAGCAAUCUGUUGCUGAUUCAGCAAUCUCUUUUAGGGAGGGUGUUGUUGAAUUAUUUGAGUUUUUAGAGAAAAGAGACAUUCCCGUUCUUAUAUUUUCUGCAGGACUUGCGGAUAUCAUUGAGGAGGUCCUGAGGCAGAAAGUUCACAGAUUAUUCAAAAAUGUGAAGAUCGUCUCCAACAGGAUGGUCUUUGAUGAAAACGGCCGCCUUGUAUCUUUUAAAGGGAAGACGAUACAUAGUCUGAAUAAAAAUGAGCAUGCUCUUGAUAUGGCUGCUCCACUUCAUGAGCAAUUAGGUGAUUCAGACGGACCAACUUAUGAGAAUGUGUUAGUCAAGACAAGAAGAAAUAUUAUUCUUUUGGGUGAUCAUAUUGGUGACCUGGGGAUGUCUGAUGGUUUGAACUAUGAGAAUAGAAUUUCCGUGGGAUUUCUGAAUGACAAUGUUAAGAAUUCCAUUGAUAGUUACAGCAAAGCCUUUGAUGUUGUUUACCUGAAUGAUGCACCCAUGUGGGGAGUAGUAAAGCUUGUUUCAGAACUAUGUCCUGGAGAUGAUUGA
Messenger RNA from Fragaria vesca subsp. vesca, 1006 nucleotides. Its product is annotated as cytosolic 5'-nucleotidase 3-like. The transcript has 10 exons. Gene Ontology annotation, cellular component: cytoplasm. NCBI's taxonomy places the organism in Eukaryota, Viridiplantae, Streptophyta, Magnoliopsida, Rosales, Rosaceae. Gene Ontology annotation, molecular function: 5'-nucleotidase activity; magnesium ion binding. The coding region runs from base 11 to 1006 and encodes 331 amino acids. The record is from RefSeq and is a predicted model, not a curated record.